Molecule: messenger RNA, 2207 nt
Organism: Sorex araneus (European shrew)
Lineage: Eukaryota; Metazoa; Chordata; Mammalia; Eulipotyphla; Soricidae
Gene: PIAS4
Product: protein inhibitor of activated STAT 4
Exons: 11
Coding region: 68-1627 (519 amino acids)
Biological process (GO): protein sumoylation; regulation of transcription by RNA polymerase II
Molecular function (GO): zinc ion binding; transcription coregulator activity; SUMO ligase activity
Source: RefSeq, a predicted model, not a curated record
CGAGUGGCGGGCGGUCACGUGACGCGACGGCUGGGGGCUCCCGGCGCGGGGGACGCUGGUGGCCAAGAUGGCGGCGGAGCUGGUGGAGGCCAAAAACAUGGUGAUGAGCUUCCGAGUGUCCGACCUCCAGAUGCUGCUGGGCUUCGUGGGCCGCAGCAAGAGCGGCCUGAAGCACGAGCUGGUGACCCGCGCGCUGCAGCUCGUGCAGUUUGACUGCAGCCCCGAGCUCUUCAAGAAGAUCAAGGAGCUGUACGAGACGCGCUACGCCAAGAAGCACGCUGAGCCCGGGCCGCCCGCCCGCGGCCUCGACCCCCUGGCCGUGCACACCGCCGCCUUCGAGCGCGAGCGGCCGGCUGCGGGGGCGCGCGCGCCGCUGCCCGGCCCCAACCUCGACUUCCCCGUGCUCUAUGGCAAGUACCUCAAUGGACUGGGCCGCCUGCCCAAGGCGCUGAAGCCCGAGGUGCGCCUGGUCAAGCUGCCCUUCUUCAAUAUGCUGGAUGAGCUGCUGAAGCCCACGGAGCUGGUCCCGCAGAACAGCGAGAAACUGCAGGAGAGCCCGUGCAUCUUCGCCCUGACGCCGCGGCAGGUGGAGCUCAUCCGAAAUUCCAGGGAGCUGCAGCCCGGGAUCAAGGCCGUGCAGGUGGUGCUGAGGAUCUGCUACUCGGACGCCAGUGGCCCACAGGAGGACCAGUACCCCCCCAACAUCGCCGUGAAGGUCAACCACAGCUACUGCUCCGUCCCGGGCUACUACCCCUCCAACAAGCCGGGCGUGGAGCCCAAGCGGCCGUGCCGCCCCAUCAACCUCACCCACCUCAUGUACCUGUCAUCGGCCACCAACCGCAUCACCGUCACCUGGGGCAACUACGGCAAGAGCUACUCGGUGGCCUUGUACCUGGUGCGGCAGCUGACCUCCUCUGAGCUGCUGCAGCGGUUGAAGACCAUCGGGGUGAAGCACCCAGAGUUGUGCAAGUCGCUGGUCAAGGAGAAGCUGCGCCUGGACCCUGACAGCGAGAUCGCCACCACGGGCGUGCGGGUGUCCCUCAUCUGCCCGCUGGUGAAGAUGCGGCUGUCGGUGCCCUGCCGGGCUGAGACAUGUGCCCACCUGCAGUGCUUCGACGCUGUCUUCUACCUGCAGAUGAACGAGAAGAAGCCCACCUGGAUGUGCCCUGUGUGCGACAAGCCGGCCCCCUACGACCAGCUCAUCAUCGAUGGGCUCCUCUCCAAGAUCCUGAGUGAGUGUGAGGACGCAGACGAGAUCGAGUUCCUGGCGGACGGUUCGUGGUGCCCGAUCCGCGCGGAGAAGGAGCGGAGCUGCAGCCCGCAGUGCCCGAUCCUGGUGCUGGGCACCUCGGACGCCAACGGGCUCCUGGCCACCCCCAGCAUUAACGGCGGCAGCAGCAGCGGCGGCGGCACGGGCGGGGGCAGCGGGGCCCUGGGGGGCGGCGGCGCGGGGGGCAGCGUGGAGAAUGGCAAGACCGGCGCCGACGUGGUGGACCUCACUUUGGACAGCUCAUCGUCUUCGGAGGACGAAGACGAGGAGGAAGAGGAGGACGAGGACGAGGACGAGGAGGGCCCGCGGCCCAAGCGCCGCUGCCCGUUCCCCAAGGGCCUGGUGUCGGCCUGCUGACCGCGCCGCGCGGCCGCCCGGCCGGACUCACUUUUCUGGUGCUCUCCGCGCGCGUGCGCGCCGGCGGACAGACGCGGGGCGCGGAGGCGGCGCGAGUGACCUUAGCUGGCUUUCCACCGUUCCUCUGUCCGGACACCCCCUCUGCCCGGCGCCCGGUGCUGCACCCGCGGGACCGGACUGGACUGUCCUAGGGGAGGAUUUAAAAAAAGGAAAAAAAAAGAGGCAAAAAGCCCACCAAAAAAACAAAAAAAGGAAAGAAAAAGGAAAAAAAAAAUCAAUGAACCUACAGGAAAAGCAACAAGAAAGGAAACGCGGGAGAAGCGGACUCCGGCCACGAGGCCCAGCCGCCUGCCCGCAGCUGCCUCCCUCCUGCGGCCCCUGGACACCCCUGCCCCCACCUUUGCCGCCAUCGAGCAUUCCAGCUGGUGCCGGGGCGCCCGCUGCCCCCGGCCCGCCGCACCCCGCAUCCCGCCCUUCGCCCGGCCCCCCACCUCGCAGAGAGCCCCGAGUCCAGCGCCGAGCAACCAAGCGUUUUAGCCAAGAAGCCAUGGAGUGGGUUUGGGGGUGGGGGGGAAGAAGG